AUGUCCGGCUCGGCCACUGCUCAAUCAUCACCAGCUUCAUCGAGUUGCAGUAACCUCCUCAUUGAUGAUUGGGAGUCUCAGUCGCGGUUGACCUUCCUCUUUUACAACGCCAUGCUCCAGCCAAGUAGCGAUGAUGGUUCGAUGAGCAAGAUUGAGGUUAGCAGUAAUAGGGUCAAACUGACUCCCAGUAGCAAGGACUCUUACUUCUACAGUAAGACUGCGUGCACAAACGUCCAGGCUAAGGGGUACGGCGGCAUUUCCUUCCGCAUCAAGGCCAACAAAGGAACAACAUUUGGAGUUCAGUUGGCGUCAGCAACAACGUGCAGCGGCGAGGAUACGAGCUUCAGCCUACAUACUACCAGCGAGCUUGGCUGGACGUUCGACGGCACCGAAAAGCUGUAUAACCUACCCUUCUCCAAGUUUACGACGAUUGACCUGUCCAAGGUGUCCUCCAUCUUAUUCACCACGCUUUCCGGACCUGUACAGUUCGGUCCUAUGGCCUUUUAUUGCGGCAACACACCAUCCGAGUACGUCAUCAAGACGCUGCCGUCAAGCGCUGUCCCCGUAUCGACUGUUGCCGCGCCCAAGGGCACAGCGGCAGCCAAGCUUAUCGAUGACUUUUCAGCCAAGGACCAGAAUUCUCUCGGACAAUGGCAUGGCGGCGACAACGAAGCUGCAGUCACAUGGGUUAAGGGCAAGGUGACCAUUAAGGCGCCAGAUGCCGACUUCAGCUACUACAGUCAGUUCGAGAACAGCUGUGCCGACAUGACCAGCUAUGAUGGUUCCUACUUGCACAUUGCAUACUCGGGGAGCAACAAAUUCACCAUCGCCAUGCAACAACACAACUCACAGUGUAACGACGCCAUCGCACCUUUCCCCGAGACUUGGGACUCGCUCGAGGCGGCCCGUUAUGCUACCGGCAACAACAUCUACAUUCCCAUGUCACACUUCAACAUUGUGCGCACACGUGCGGUCGGCCUGGCCUUCAAAGGAUUCUACACGAACGAGGCUGUUACCCUGACCAAGAUUGAGAUCGUCUCAUCUGUGCCGAGUGGUGUCUACAUCCCGAGUAAGUUGCCUUCUGGCAAUCUCGUCUUCGCUUGCAAGCGUCCCAACUCGAUUGCGUUUGCCAUCGACGACGGCGACCCAACCUACGCUCAGGAGGUCAUGGAGGUCAUCAGAUCUGAGAACAUCAAGGUCACCUUCUUCACUGUUGGCGCGCCUCUUAGAGACCCUAGCACGAAUUUGAGCAACAUCUACCAGGACAUGAUGACACAGGGCCAUCAGAUGGCUCUCCACAGCUAUACUCAUCCCAGGAUGGAGGGUCUUCCCAACAAUGAAGCAAUUGCUUGGGAGUAUAAGCAGGACAUUGACGCCGUGUCAGACAUGUUUAGUGGUCUCAAAACCAAGUACUUCCGGCCGCCUUUUGGCAACGAGGGCGCCCGUAUGCGUCAGCAGCUUGUUUCUACCACAGGCAACAGCGACGCCUAUAUAGUCAAUUGGAACAUUGACGUCGAAGACUGGCUUUGGGCUACUUCCUCCACACCCGAGAAGCAGUUGGAGGCUUUCCAGCGCGACCUGGACAAGGGGGGUAGCCUUGUCGUUAUGCACUACUUGUAUCCCAGCACAGUCAAGUACCUGAGACAGUUCAUUCAGAUGGCCAAAAAGACAAACAAGCAACUCAUGCGGGUUGAUCAGUGUAUGGAGGAUCCCGAGGCGCCUCCAUUGUAG
This is a messenger RNA of Colletotrichum spaethianum, 1731 nucleotides long. RefSeq names its product chitin deacetylase ARB_04768. Bases 1 to 1731 code for a protein of 576 amino acids. The transcript has a single exon. Gene Ontology annotation, biological process: carbohydrate metabolic process. The record is from RefSeq and is a predicted model, not a curated record. Gene Ontology annotation, molecular function: hydrolase activity, acting on carbon-nitrogen (but not peptide) bonds. Lineage: Eukaryota; Fungi; Ascomycota; Sordariomycetes; Glomerellales; Glomerellaceae.